Molecule: messenger RNA, 1933 nt
Organism: Caenorhabditis angaria
Lineage: Eukaryota; Metazoa; Nematoda; Chromadorea; Rhabditida; Rhabditidae
Source: the annotation of a GenBank genome assembly
AUGUCAAAUUCAAAAUUCCAUUUCCAUUUCCGCCGGAAAAAAAGCGUUCAACACCACAAACAGUCCAAAACCACAAGGGCGGCAAUUAUAAACACGGUCAAGAGUCAAGAAAAAAUGAGGAGAGUAUAAAAAUAAACCGCUUAUGUUUUUUCAGGUGGCCAUAAGAAAAGUAGCCUUGAAUUCAUUCAGAAUACCAAGACAACACAACAAAAUUGUUUUUAGAAGGGUAAUCUUCUCUUCAAAGUUUUUUGUUUUAUUUAUUUUGUUUUCUUGAAAAGUUUUGUGGUUUUCAGAUGAAACAAUUGAUUUUAUUUGUCUUUAUAACUUCAUUUUCAAAAAUUGCCGAUGGCCAAAACUCAAUCGAGACAUCUGAAGAGGUUGAGGAAAUAUCUAUUACCUCCACACCUGUUUCAACAUCUACAUCUACUGAAUCGUUUCCUACCCCAAUCCCAAUGAUGCCAUUCCCUGAAGUUCCCAAUUCAAUAAUCGAGAGGCCCACUUCAACAUCACCUCCACCUCCAAACCCAUUCGAAGAUGAAGAGAAUAGUCCGAUUGAUAGAAAACUUGAUCAAUUAAAUAUUGAAUCGCAAAACCUCGUCGAAACUUAUUUGAAAAAUGGAAGGAAGUUGAAUGGAGAUGUGAGUUAGGCUAUCUACAUGUGAAAAAAUGAAAAAAAAAUAAUAUUUGCAGCUUCGUCGUCGUCUAAUCCUCUAUGUGAUGCGAUUCCAACCGGUUCAGAAUAUCGUCGAGCAAAAUGGUGAUCCGGUUCAACUUGAGAAAGUUGAUCGGAUCAAAUAUCGAUUCAGAAAUGGGUUGAAAAUCAGAUAUUCGCAAUUGAAAUCGGUGAGUUAUGGGGUGAAAAAAAUUCGAUUCAGCAAAAAAACUAUUUUUUUCCUAUAUUUUUUUCAUUUUUUGUGGAAAAAAAUGUCAAAAAAUAGGAAAAAUAUAGUUUUUUGACAAAAAAAAAAUUUUUUUUCAACUUGAAUCACCUAGAAAAAGUACUGUAGAGAGAAAAUUUUUAACUGAACUGUGACGUGGAAAAACUUUCAAAAUAUUUUUCUAACAGAUUACUGUAGUGUUCAAAUUUUUUGGAAUUCUGAGUUCACGGUGUUUUUUUUAUCUCCAGAUUGUGAGUACACAUCGUGCUAGAAAUUUCAGAAAAAAAUAUAUUCACCUAAAUUUUGGAAAAAAAAUUCUACAGUGAUUCUGAAAAAAAAUCCUACAGUAAUUCUGAAAAAAAAUUCUACAGUAAUCUGAAAAAAAUUCUACAGUAAUUCUGAGAAAAAAAUUCUACAGUAAUUCUGAACAAAAUAUAUUCACCUAAAUUUUGGAAAAAAUUUUUACAGUAAUUCUGAGAAAAAAAUCCUACAGUAAUUCUGAACAAAAUAUAUUCACCUAAAUUUUGGAAAAAAAUUCUACAGUAAUUCUGAAAAUUAAAAAAAAUACUGUUUUUUUGCGUUCAGUAGGUCAGGGGAUCGAUUCCUGGUGCCUGCAGAGAAUUUUUUCAUUCAGAAUUUUUCAAAAAAUCUCAAAAUUAUCCAAGAUUCAACAGUUUUGGCUCAAAUUUUCCGAAUUUUUUUCAAAAAUUCAAAUUUCUGAAUAAAAUUUCCCAAUUCAGAACAUCGAUCGACUAGUCGCCCAUCUUCUCGCCCCAAUCUUCGCCCCAUUUCUCCUCCUUCAACCCGACGAAAUCCGCCCUCUCUACUAUUCCCGGCAAAACAUCCCGGCCGCCUCCAAGGAACCAAUCACCGUCGAUUCGCAACCAAUGUCCGAUCGUCAAAGUUCAUUCACAGCGUUGGAAGUAUUUCCAUCGUCGUUACCCCAAGAUAAAUGGCCACAAAUGGAUCCGCGAUGGUUGAAUCAACAAGUUCAAUUUUCUCAACCAUCUUUCACGCCCUUCUAUCAACCUUUCAGAUCCUAUUAUAAUCAGUAA